Messenger RNA from Neoarius graeffei (lesser salmon catfish), 4113 nucleotides. It is a transcript of the gene cdhr2, whose product is annotated as cadherin related family member 2. The transcript has 32 exons. Gene Ontology annotation, cellular component: catenin complex; plasma membrane. The record is from RefSeq and is a predicted model, not a curated record. Gene Ontology annotation, molecular function: cadherin binding; calcium ion binding. NCBI's taxonomy places the organism in Eukaryota, Metazoa, Chordata, Actinopteri, Siluriformes, Ariidae. Gene Ontology annotation, biological process: homophilic cell-cell adhesion. The coding region runs from base 1 to 4113 and encodes 1370 amino acids.
AUGUCCAACUUGGAGAACUUUGAUAUAACAUUCAUUCAGAUCCUCAGACCACAGAGCUCAGUAAUGCAGCAAGACGGUAAUCAACGAGGCUGGUACCAGGCAAAGGUCUCACCGAAGCCACAGUUUGACAUCACUCAGGAGACGACGUCCAUCAGAACAGCAUCGACGACAAGAAUGGGGAAGUUGGACGACAGGGGAGUGGGGUGUUCAUUACUUCUGCUCUUAACCCUCAUUGCCACCUGCUACAGUCAGAGUGUUCCGACCAUUGAUAUGAGUUUCGUGACAUUGAGGGAAGAUCUACUCCCAGGCCAGUUUGCAUUUAAAAUCAAGGCCUCUGAUCCAGACGGUGACCCUCUGACCUAUGCAAUCACCAACGACAAGUACAAUAACUUCGAUGUGUCUGCGAACACUGGUGAUGUCUACAUCAAGACUCCACUCGAUUAUGAGCAUCAGGAUCAGCCGAAUCACAUGUUUUCAGUCGAGAUUUCUGUCAGUGAUGGGACAUUUACAGUAAAAAAAACUAUUACGAUUGUGGUGGAAAACGCAAAUGACAAUGACCCAGUCUUCCAACAUGCACCAUACAACAAAAAAGUGUCAGAGGACACCCCUGUGGGCACCACAGUAUUAACAGUGACGGCGACGGAUAAGGAUGAAGAAGGAGGAACCACGAAGAUCUCCUACAAACUUGAUCAGGCCACUCCGGUUGAAGGACUCAACGUAUUCUCCAUCACAACUCAAGGAGCUAUUGUGCUGAAUCAGGCACUUAACUUCACAGAGAAGAGCACAUACUAUCAGCUCCUGAUCGAGGCAUCUGAUGGCGGUGGACCAUUUCGCAACGAUUCCAACCUCAUUCGGUCUUCCAACGCCACCGCCUUCAUCACAGUAAUCGAUACAGCAGACAUGGAUCCUCAGUUCAUAAAUCUCCCAAACACAGUUCGUGUGAAGGAGCAUUCACUUGUUGGGACGCCAGUGUUUAAGGUUGUGGCCAGAGAUCCAGACACAGGGAUCAAUGAUGUCCUCCGUUACACCAUUGACAAAGCCAACUUGAACAAUUCAUUCGAAAUUAACUCUGAUACUGGCGUUGUCAGCCUCAAGACCGACAUUGAUCGAGAGGCCUUAUUGGAUAUUGAUGCGACUGUGAAACUCACCAUAAAGGCCACUGAAUCUAAACUGAAUGUGAACAACAUCCAUGCAAGCAGCAUAUCUACGCUUGAUGUCUACAUUGAGGAUUUGAACGACCAAAAGCCGCUGUUUUACAAGUGCGAAGGGGAUGCGUGCGUGGAGUCGACCAAUUUCAGCGGCAAUGUGGAUGAGCACGCGUCCGUCGGUCUGUCCGUCAAAGGAUUAAACAUGAAGGUCAAAGAUGCUGAUGCGAACGAGAACAGUCGUUUCUUGCUCCGCCUUGAGGGAACGGACAAGGAUGCGUUUUCUGUCUCGCCCACAGACGACAUGUCAGACCGAGCUGUGCUGAUCCUCAUCAAAGACCCGUCUGCCGUCGAUUACGAGAAAAAGAAAACGAUGAUUGUGCAGGUGGUGGCCACAGAUGCUGGAAAACCUGAGUUUGUAUCUACAGCUACGGUCACCAUUCAAGUCAACGACACCAAUGAUAACAACCCAACGUUUGAAAAAGAUACGUAUAUUUUAACCGUUCCAGAGCACUGCGACAAUGGCACCAUCUUGGUCACCAUUACGGCAACAGAUGAGGACGAGUUGGACAAUGGCCUCUUGACCUACCAACUGCUCCCGGAUAGCAUACUGCCUUACUUUGAUGUCUACCCAAAGAAUGGGACCAUUUAUGUGAAAAACGGACAAGGCUUGGACCGCGAGCGCAAGAACUCGUACUCUGCGACACUUCAGGCCCGAGACUCAGCGGGGAACGUGGGUACCACUGUGCUAGAGAUCACCAUCGAGGACGUGAAUGACCAGAGACCGCAGUUUCUCAGAAAUCCAUAUGAGGUCUUUGUUCGAGAGACAGAAGUGAUGAAAGAUGAAGUCAAGGCUCGAGAUGAUGAUGAGCCAGGCUCUCCCAACAGCGAAAUCAAGUACGCCAUCCAGCCCAGUGAAUACAGUGACAACUUCACUAUCAGUGAAAAAACAGGAGAAAUAACAAGCAUAGGCCCUCUGGACCGAGAAGCCAUUGACAUCAAGCUGAAAGGAGUGAUCACGCUGAACGUGACAGCCACAGACAUGGGCACACCACCGCUGUCCUCUUCGGUCAAGUUCAUCAUCAGCGUCGAUGAUGUAAAUGAUAACUCACCAGUGUUCCUGCAAAAAGUCUACAACUUUCAUGUGAAUGAAAGCGAAAGAGGCGUCACUGUUGGUUUUGUGUAUGCAACCGAUGGCGAUCAAACCGAAUACAACAAUCGCAUAUCAUUCAGGAUUAUAAGUGGCAGCGGGGGCACCUUCCUGUGCGUGCCAGAGCCUGAUGGUGCAGUCUACAAAGGCAAGAUCAUGGUGGAUCCAGAUGUGGCGCUGGACUACGAGAGUGACCACAAGAGCUACACACUGACGGUUCAGGCCACAGACCUCAACAACAAUGCCGAUACAUGCACAGUGCAUAUAGAGGUGGAAGAUGUAAAUGACACGCCACCUAGUUUCCCUCCUGGGUUAACGUGGAAGGUGAACGAGAACUCGCCGCCAGGGACAGAAGUAGGGAAAAUCGUCGGGAGCGACUCGGAUACGCGUCACUCGCUGGUCUAUGGACUUGUUUCUUCCUCAUGCUACUGCAAUCUCACAUGGGCUCCGUGUCAGGAGCAAUGGUUCGCUGUUGAGCUCAAUGGUACCGUGUUGACUACAGAUGGUACAGUGAUCGAUUACGAGGAGUGCACUCAGGUGAAAAUCAUGGCUCGAGUAGAGGACCUUUACACGGAGAAGGGGAAGAACAGCACAGAUGGUGUCGUCACGAUCGACAUCAUCGACAUGAAUGACAAUGCACCGGAGUUCAUCCCAGUCCAGGAAUUUUUUGUCCUGAUUUCUGAGAACAUCGAGCCAGACAAGAGUGUGGCCCGGGUUUCUGCUACGGACAGAGACACGGGAGAAAAUAGGCAGAUCGAGUUUCAGGUCAUCUUUGUGGAGUUUGUCGGCACCAACGUGAAUGACAAGCCAGAGGCGACAGACCUAAUUUUCUACGCCGAAACUGAGCAGCCGGAUACUGAGGGCAACUACAGAGGAAUUAUCAAACCCAACAAUAUCCUGCAAGCUGAAAAACAGGGGAAGUACUUAGUGACUGUGGCGGCAAACAACGGCAUUCUCAGUACGAAUGAGACACUUGAGCUCAUCACGGUGGACCAGUCUUUUAAGGUUAGCCUCCGAUUUGACUCGUCAGUCAGCGAGGUCAACGAAAACCUGCCAUCCAUCAGAGGGACAUUGGCGGAAGCUACAGGUGCAAUGGUGCAUGUCGUGAAAGUAUCCCUUGGCACAAGCAAGACCACACUGAGGAACGCGAUGACCCUUCUCGAGGCGUACUUUGUGUUCCUGAAUGGGUCAGCCCUCAACUCAGAAGAAGUGGGAAGGAUCCUGAACUCGCAGGCCGUGUAUGAAGAGUACGGUGUCAUCUUGCAGCAGUACGGUCUCACUGGCAUUACGGCAAGCAAAGAGCCGCUAAAAAAAGACAACACGUUGUUCUUCGUCAUGGUGGGACUCGUGGCAGGCCUGGUGAUCGUCCUGGUUGUCACCACAACAUCAAUGGUGUGCAUCAGGAAAAAGUACAAGACAAAGCUGAAGGCAGCCAAGGCCAUGAACACGGCAGCCAUGGCAACGACUGAGUACCAGAAGGAUGGGCCUGUUGUUCCUGGAACCAACAAGUACACCAGAGACGGGGCUAACCCAGUCCUCAACCUGAACAUUGAUACUUCCACAGACCUGGGCUUUGAUGAGGAGGCAUCAAGUGCAGACAGAGACAGCAUCAGUUCUCUAGAUGACAACAUGGACAUGAAUAUGACUGAAAAGGACAUGAUGGGAAUGUCGGUCAUCACGGAAGAAGAUGAAGAUGACUACGACUCUUUGUCCAUCGAGCCGCUGAGUGCAGCAUUGGCCCAAAGAGGGAAGAAGAAACACUCAGAAAAUCCCAGCCUUACCUUCGCCAACCCGUCCCUCAACACCACAGACCUGUAA